AGCGACGCCUGCCCAGAAGGUCGAGAGGCUUUCGGCCCCGCCCCGGAAGAUAAGGCGGCUCGCAGGCGCUCUUGGCUCUUCUUUCGGCCGCGCUCGGCAGCAGACCACCGCCAUGGGCCGCGUGAUCCGUGGGCAGAGGAAAGGUGCCGGCUCUGUGUUCCGCGCGCAUGUGAAGCACCGCAAGGGCGCCGCGCGUCUGCGCGCCGUGGACUUCGCUGAGCGGCACGGCUACAUCAAAGGCAUCGUGAAGGACAUCAUCCACGACCCGGGCCGCGGCGCGCCCCUCGCCAAGGUUGUCUUCCGGGAUCCGUACCGGUUUAAGAAGCGGACGGAACUGUUCAUAGCUGCCGAGGGUAUCCACACCGGCCAGUUCGUGUACUGCGGCAAGAAGGCCCAGCUCAAUAUUGGUAAUGUGCUCCCGGUGGGCACCAUGCCCGAGGGCACCAUUGUGUGCUGUCUGGAGGAGAAGCCUGGUGAUCGGGGCAAGCUGGCCCGAGCCUCCGGGAACUAUGCCACUGUCAUCUCCCAUAACCCCGAGACCAAGAAGACCCGAGUGAAGCUUCCCUCAGGCUCCAAGAAGGUCAUCUCCUCGGCUAACAGAGCUGUGGUUGGUGUGGUAGCUGGAGGUGGCCGCAUUGACAAGCCUAUCCUGAAGGCUGGCCGUGCCUACCAUAAGUAUAAGGCAAAGAGGAAUUGUUGGCCACGUGUCCGGGGUGUUGCUAUGAAUCCUGUGGAGCAUCCAUUUGGAGGUGGCAACCACCAGCACAUCGGCAAACCUUCUACUAUCCGAAGAGAUGCUCCUGCUGGCCGCAAAGUGGGUCUCAUUGCUGCCCGCCGGACUGGACGUCUCCGGGGAACCAAAACUGUGCAGGAGAAGGAAAACUAGGGUUGGGGGGUGCUCAGUAAAGCCUGUUUUUGUGCUACUAA
Messenger RNA from Manis pentadactyla (Chinese pangolin), 927 nucleotides. It is a transcript of the gene RPL8, whose product is annotated as ribosomal protein L8. The transcript is spliced from 6 exons. The record is from RefSeq and is a predicted model, not a curated record. Lineage: Eukaryota; Metazoa; Chordata; Mammalia; Pholidota; Manidae. Gene Ontology annotation, cellular component: cytosolic large ribosomal subunit; ribosome. Gene Ontology annotation, molecular function: structural constituent of ribosome; RNA binding. The coding region runs from base 113 to 886 and encodes 257 amino acids. Gene Ontology annotation, biological process: cytoplasmic translation.